UAGAAAUUGUAGCAACAUUGGAUUGGAUUGAUUCCCAAUUGGUCCGUCGUGUUAGUUGCUAAAGAAGCCAAAGUUAUUUCAAGCAAGUAAACUUCAAAUGAGUAAGCAGUAGCCUGCAUGCAUUGACAGGAGUCGAUUACAAACUCAAAUGGCGAAUCAAAGUUCGACAACACACAUGCUAGCAAUGCUCACACUUUCAGUCUUGGCAGUUGGGUGCAGCGGCCAGUUCGUGCGCGAUACCUUCUCGCGCACACUCCUCGCGUGCGGUCUUAAGGGCUCAAAACUCAUCACCCACGUCAUCGGCACCCACACCUUGAAGUCAAAACUAGAGUGUUCAAGGCUGUGUCUGGAGGAUGCAAAGUGUACCUCCCUAAAUUGGAAGACGAGUGGCGGUCUGUGCGAGCUGAAUUCGUCAGACAAGACUACAGAUGCAGCCAGUCUUGUCUUGAACAGUGACUUCUUCUACUGGGCACCAGACAAUUGUCCGGGUUACACGAUUCCUACCACCACCACAACAACAGUACCAACAACAACUGCCUACCAAUGUUUACCACCGGACAAGACUGUGUCGGACAGAUGUGUAUCAGUCGAUAUAAACCCGAAAACUUGGGCCAAUGCCGACACCUCCUGUAAGACAAAGGCCCCGGUCGGAUCAUGGUCCCUCUUGACGUUCGAGCAUGGGAAAACCUUCUUUGAUCAGGUCAUAUCUCAACUCUUCACUGCAGCAAACGAAGACAAAGACUACUGGAUUGGGUUGCAUGAAGAUGGAGGUACAUGGAAAUGGACUGAUCCAGCCAGUACUCCACUCGGAACGCCGGAGAAAGAGAUGUGGUACAUGGCGCAAACAGGAUCUACACCAGGUAUAACUUGUGCUACUUUGGCCUACAAGUUUGGUACAUACAAAUUAAACGGAUUCAAACGGAACGGUCAAUGCACUACCGCCAAGCCUCUCAUUUGUCAGAAGUAUACAUAAGCAUGACUGAGAGCUUGGGUAUGAACAAUUAGACCUACAUAUAUGACGUGUGGGAACGAACUUGAUUUUUGGGCGGCCUGACGAUGGAGGCAUACGGAAAUGGACUAUUCUGGCCAACACUUCACUCGGAACGGUUGACGCAGUUCUUUGGCAGACUCUUAGAAAGAAAGGUUUUGUAGAAAAAUAUUGGACAAAACAUUUCACAAAUGUGCACCCCGUUGUGGUUUUCUGCAGAACCACAAAAACAGGAAGGCCUUUUCAUUUAUUCUACAAAAUCUAGAAGGGCGGCAUACAUGUAUUAGUGUUGGCCGAAAAACCACUAAAGGUUUUCAAAAGCCCGAAAACCUUUAGUUGUCAACAGUUUACAUGGGAGACUAAUCAAGGUCGACAGCAGGCGAAACGUGCAAGUUUUGCCUACACUAACUGCACCUCGGUGGGUUUAAAAAAUUGAACUAAAAAACUCUCGAAAAGAACCUACACAGCGUUGUAGUCAGUGCUACAAGAUCAAGCUAGUGAGAAAAAAAUCUAAAAGAUCCUUUGGGAAGUGUGUGAAGAGUUUUUGUGUAUCCUAUACAUUUCUCUGUGCAUCAGUGUAUUGUUAAUAAGGGCUUCUAAUUAACUCUCAAUCUCGCUAUUUUGGCUAUUAGCCUAUAGAUCUAGCAAGUUUUCUUGUAUGUUUUCAUAUAAGUUUGGGCUACUGUAACUACACUAUAAACCCAAAAAAUAAA
Lineus longissimus is the source of this 1701-nucleotide messenger RNA. Its product is annotated as pancreatic beta cell growth factor-like. The transcript is spliced from 5 exons. The record is from RefSeq and is a predicted model, not a curated record. Bases 149 to 973 code for a protein of 274 amino acids. NCBI's taxonomy places the organism in Eukaryota, Metazoa, Nemertea, Pilidiophora, Heteronemertea, Lineidae.